GACAGAAAAGGAACACAAUUAAAGAACUGAUGGAUGAGAAUGGAAUAGAGUUCAAAGGGCAGGAGGAGGUUAUGAGUUGUUUCUGGCAGUAUUUGGAGAAGCUAUACUAGAGAGGGCAUAUUCAAAACAUGGAGGAUGUUUUAGCAGCAGUGGAGCCUAAAGUGACUCCCCAAAUGAAUCAAGAACUUUUGCCUCCUUUUACUAGGGAGGAAAUCUGGGAAGCUUUAAAGUUAAUGGUACCCACCAAAGCACCAGGCUCAGAUGGGAUGCCAGCCCUUUUCUUCCAAAAGAACUGGGCAGUGGUUGGGGAUACUGUUUGCUUGGAGCUACAGAGAAUCCUGAUAACAGGUCAGAUUCCUCGAUCUUUAAACCAUACCCUGUUGGCUAUGAUUCCUAAAACUCAGAAGCCAAGUUCUCCUAAGGACUUUAGACCUAUUGCACUAUGCAAGGUACUUUACAAAAUACUAUCCAAAGUGCUGGCCAAUAGGCUAAAGAGGAUCUUAAACGAGGUGAUCACUGAAACUCAGAGUGCCUUUGUUCCUGGAAGGAACAUUACAGACAACAUAAUGGUCGUUUUUGAGUGUUUUCACGCCAUGAAGAAUAGAAAGCAAGGGAGGAAGGGGUAUGUUGCAGCCAAACUGGACAUAGCCAAGGCAUAUGACAGGGUAGAAUGAGCUUUCCUGGAAGGGAUUAUGCUUAAACUGGGAUUUCAUGAAGACUGGGUUCAAUUAAUUAUGCAGUGUGUGUCUACUGUGACCUAUUCUGCUUUAAUAAAUGGCCACCAAACAGCUGUUAUUCAACCAACAAGAGGCUUAAGACAGGGGGACCCUAUAUCCCCCUAUCUAUUUCUGCUUUGUGCAGAAGGGUUGUCUGCUUUAACUAAAAAGCAGUGGAGGAGGGGAGAUUACAUGGGAUAAAAGUGAGUAACAAUGGCCCUAUGAUCACUCACCUUUUCUUUGCAGAUGACAGUAUCUUUUUAUUUGAGAAUAAGAAAGAAGAGGGUGAGGUGGUGAGGGAUAUUCUAAGCAAUUAUUAAAAAGCAUCGGGACAACAAGUCAGUCUUGCCAAAUCAGAACUAUCCUUCAGCACAAAUGUUGUGGACAGUGACAGACAGGAGAUGGCUGGAAUCCUAGGCAUGAAAACUGUCAUGUUUCACGACAAGUAUCUGGGCCUACCUACUGUAAUUGGAAGGGCAAAAAAAGCUGUGUUUUCUCACCUUAUUGAUAGAGUCCGAAACAAGAUCAAACACUGGAAAGGAAAACUCCUAUCUAAUGCAGCUAAAGAAGUACUCAUUAAAGCUGUGGCCCAAGCUCAAACACUAUAUGCUAUGUCAGUUUUCCUAAUCCCUCAGGGAGUGAUUCAGGAAAUACAGAGUAUGAUUGCCA
Molecule: messenger RNA, 1385 nt
Organism: Linum trigynum
Lineage: Eukaryota; Viridiplantae; Streptophyta; Magnoliopsida; Malpighiales; Linaceae
Source: the annotation of a GenBank genome assembly